CUCUAGAGAGGGAAAUUAAACAUUCUUCCUAGUGAUCGUCACCACUACCAUCAUCACCAUGGCAGCCACUGAAAGCCAAGGAGAGGAUUACAUUCUCACAUUGUCCUGCCCGGACAAGUCUGGCAUCGUGCACGCGGUGACGGGCAUUUUCGCCAGCCAGGGCAUCAACAUCCUGGACCUGCAGCAGUUCUCGGACCCAGUCUCCAACAAGUUCUUCAUGCGCGUGCACUUUGGACCCGUCUCGUCGCCCGACACCCUCAAGGCCUCCUUUGUGGACCUGUCGGCCUCCCUCGACAUGGACUACGACAUCCGGCCCGUCGCCAAGAAGAUGCGCGUGCUCAUCAUGGUCUCCAAGAUCGGCCACUGCCUCAACGACCUGCUCUUCCGGGCCAAGGCAGGCCAGCUGCGCAUCGAGGUGCCCGUCAUCGUCUCCAACCACCCAGACUACGAGCACCUGGCCAGGAGCUACGGCAUCGAGUUCCACCACCUGCCCGUGACCAAGGACACCAAGGCCCAGCAGGAAGGCCAGAUCCUCGAGCUGGUCAAGCAGCACGGCAUCGAGCUGAUCGUCCUGGCCCGCUACAUGCAGGUGCUGUCGCCCACCCUGUGCGCUGCCAUGAGCGGCAAGAUCAUCAACAUCCACCACAGCUUUCUGCCCUCCUUCAAGGGCGCCAAGCCCUACCACCAGGCCUACGACCGCGGCGUCAAGAUCAUCGGCGCCACCGCGCAUUUCGUCACCGCUGAUCUCGACGAGGGCCCCAUCAUCGAGCAGCGCGUCGCGAGGGUCGACCACAGCAUGAGCCCCAAGGAUCUCGUCGAGGAGGGCUCCAAUGUCGAGAGCCAGGUAUUGGCCGCCGCCGUGAAGUGGGUUGCCGAGAGGCGGGUCUUCCUCAAUGUUACAAAGACGGUCGUCUUUAACUGAGCUUUGGUUGUUGGGAAAGAAAAACUGAAAAACAAAGGAAGAGAAAAAGGAGAAGGACAUAUAAAAAUAAAAUAAAAUCAUCCAUUUGUUCAAACUGUG
Messenger RNA from Cryphonectria parasitica EP155, 1021 nucleotides. RefSeq names its product Formyltetrahydrofolate deformylase. Gene Ontology annotation, biological process: 'de novo' IMP biosynthetic process. The transcript has 2 exons. Bases 59 to 922 code for a protein of 287 amino acids. NCBI's taxonomy places the organism in Eukaryota, Fungi, Ascomycota, Sordariomycetes, Diaporthales, Cryphonectriaceae. Gene Ontology annotation, molecular function: formyltetrahydrofolate deformylase activity. The record is from RefSeq and is a predicted model, not a curated record.